AAUAUAUCUUUUUGCGGCAGUUUUGACUGUUUGCGUUACUUCAUACCGCUUCACAUCUUCUCUUGAGUAGGUAUUUAAUCCAAAAUAUAUAAUGGGUGAUGAAUACGGUGGUGCUGAUGAUUUUGAAUCAGAUGAGGAACCCCUAGAUGAGGUCCCAGAAGAAGAUUUAGAUACGAAACCCGAUGGCGUUACUUAUAUCACUGCUGAUGAAGUACCGCGACUGCCAUCAGGUCAGGCUAUUGUUGGUCCAGUAGAAAAAAGCAAACGAGUUACUACUCCAUAUCUCACAAAAUAUGAACGUGCUAGAGUUUUGGGAGCGCGUGCCCUUCAGUUGUCAAUGUCCGCUCCUGUUAUGGUUGAACUUGAUGGUGAACGGGAUCCCCUAAAAAUUGCAGAAAAAGAGUUAAGAGCUAACAAAAUCCCUAUCGUCAUUCGACGUUAUCUUCCUGAUGGGAGUUUUGAAGACUGGAGUUUAGAUGAACUUAUUUUAACAGAAUAAAAUCUUUACACUUUA
Molecule: messenger RNA, 514 nt
Organism: Trichobilharzia szidati
Lineage: Eukaryota; Metazoa; Platyhelminthes; Trematoda; Strigeidida; Schistosomatidae
Source: the annotation of a GenBank genome assembly